Molecule: messenger RNA, 2586 nt
Organism: Artibeus jamaicensis (Jamaican fruit-eating bat)
Lineage: Eukaryota; Metazoa; Chordata; Mammalia; Chiroptera; Phyllostomidae
Gene: ATP6V1H
Product: ATPase H+ transporting V1 subunit H
Exons: 14
Coding region: 269-1720 (483 amino acids)
Biological process (GO): proton transmembrane transport
Cellular component (GO): vacuolar proton-transporting V-type ATPase, V1 domain; lysosomal membrane
Molecular function (GO): proton-transporting ATPase activity, rotational mechanism
Source: RefSeq, a predicted model, not a curated record
UCACGUGACCAGCGCCUCAAUCAUUCAACUGCGGCUCGUCCGGCUUUCGUCUGCCUGUGCCAGUCUCAACGACUAUUAGGUGGUGGGAUUGCUUCCCUUUUCGACGUCCGAGUCUCUUGCCGGCGCUCAGACUUCUAGACCCUGCGGAAGACUUUCUGCCUUGGCGCUGACGUCCAGGACCACCGCAUCCUUUCUGCCGCUUUGGGUGCGUCGGGGUCUCCAGGGUUCCUGAAGUGUGUUGGAAAAUAGUCAAGAUUUUAAAAUUUAGAUGACCAAAAUGGAUAUCCGGGGUGCCGUAGAUGCUGCUGUUCCAACCAAUAUUAUUGCUGCCAAGGCUGCAGAAGUCCGUGCAAACAAAGUGAACUGGCAGUCCUAUCUGCAGGGACAGAUGAUUUCUGCUGAAGAUUGUGAAUUCAUUCAAAGGUUUGAAAUGAAAAGAAGUCCUGAGGAGAAGCAAGAGAUGCUUCAAACUGAAGGCAGUCAGUGUGCCAAAACAUUUAUAAAUCUGAUGACUCAUAUCUCCAAAGAACAGACAGUUCAGUACAUACUAACUAUGGUUGAUGAUAUGUUGCAGGAAAAUCAUCAGCGUGUUAGCAUUUUCUUUGACUAUGCUAAACGGAGCAAGAACACUGCCUGGUCCUAUUUUCUGCCAAUGUUAAAUCGCCAGGAUCUCUUUACUGUUCACAUGGCAGCAAGAAUUAUCGCCAAGUUAGCAGCUUGGGGAAAAGAAUUGAUGGAAGGCAGUGACUUAAAUUACUAUUUCAAUUGGAUAAAAACUCAGCUGAGUUCACAGAAACUGCGUGGUAGCGGUGUUGCUGUUGAAACAGGAACAGUCUCUUCAAGUGAUAGCUCUCAGUAUGUACAGUGUGUUGCUGGGUGUCUGCAGCUGAUGCUUCGGGUCAAUGAGUACCGCUUUGCCUGGGUAGAAGCAGAUGGGGUAAACUGCAUAAUGGGAGUUUUGAGUAACAAAUGUGGCUUUCAACUCCAGUAUCAAAUGAUUUUUUCAAUAUGGCUUCUGGCAUUCAGUCCUCAAAUGUGUGAACACCUGCGGCGCUAUAAUAUCAUUCCUGUUCUGUCUGAUAUCCUUCAAGAAUCUGUCAAAGAGAAAGUGACAAGAAUCAUUCUUGCAGCAUUCCGAAACUUUUUAGAAAAAUCAACUGAAAGAGAAACUCGCCAAGAAUAUGCUCUGGCUAUGAUUCAGUGCAAAGUUCUGAAACAAUUGGAGAACUUGGAACAGCAAAAGUACGAUGAUGAAGAUAUCAGUGAAGAUAUAAAAUUUCUUUUGGAAAAACUUGGUGAAAGUGUUCAAGAUCUUAGCUCAUUUGAUGAGUACAGUUCAGAACUUAAAUCUGGAAGAUUGGAAUGGAGCCCUGUACACAAAUCUGAGAAAUUUUGGAGAGAAAAUGCUGUGAGGUUAAAUGAGAAGAAUUAUGAGCUCUUGAAAAUUUUGACAAAACUUCUGGAGGUAUCAGAUGAUCCACAAGUCUUAGCUGUUGCUGCUCAUGAUGUUGGAGAAUAUGUGCGGCAUUAUCCAAGAGGCAAACGGGUUAUUGAACAGCUUGGUGGGAAGCAACUGGUGAUGAACCAUAUGCACCACGAAGACCAGCAGGUUCGCUACAACGCUCUUCUGGCUGUGCAGAAACUCAUGGUGCACAACUGGGAAUAUCUUGGUAAACAGCUCCAAUCUGAGCAACCUCAGACUGCUGCUGCCCGAAGCUGAAGUGUGCCCUCCAGCCUUCCAUUUCACCUGUGACACAACACCCGGAGUGUGAAUCUCAGUAAUUAAAUGAUUUUUCGUUUUGUUUGUAACUUUCUUCUGUUGUGUAGCUUUCCCACUGCUGAUUUCUGGUAAAAGUGUUUGCCCAUUAAAUUGUAUCAAAAGAGUAGGUGUUUUCUGUAUCUAAGAAAAUAUUAGUUAUAUAUAUAUUGCCUGUAUUUCUAUAUUUAUUGUUCUCUGGAAAUUAAUAUAGUUAUUAAAAGAUUCUCACUCCAAAUACGGUUCUCUUUUUACUCAUUUUGUACUUAGACUUUAACAAAAAUUACAUAUUGUCCCAAUCAGAUUGAGAGAAUGGUUGCAAAGUAGUGAAUGGCAAAUACAAGGGGGUCCCCACAAAAACAGAAUUAUCUUGGAGGGUAGACCCCUUAUACAGACUUCCCCCACUAGGUGAGUGUUCUAGGAACCCAUCUGUAUCAGUGUACCAGCUGGUGGUGGUGUGAGAGGCUGUGUUUAGCUUCAGCAAAUAUUUUUGAAGACUCUUGCAGUGCGUUUGCCCAUUACAUGAGGGGUGAUUUACAAGCACACCUGCGCACAUCAUGCUGAGUGUUCAGCAGUUUUUGACCAAAAACAACAUGACCCUCAUGCUCCACCUUCCCUUUUCACCCAGUCUGGGCCCAAGUGAAUUUUUUUUGUUUCCCUAGAUGAAAACAGUUCUCAAAGGGACAUGUUUUGCUGAUGUGGAAGAGGUGAGAAAAAAAUGGCAAAAGCACUAAAAGGCAUCAAAAUCAAUGAGUUCAAAAACUGUUUUGAGCAAUGGAAAGAAUGUCUCAUUAGGUGUAUUGCAUCAGAUGGAGAGUACUUUGAAGAUG